Messenger RNA from Eutrema salsugineum, 1422 nucleotides. RefSeq lists its product as uncharacterized. Gene Ontology annotation, molecular function: nucleic acid binding; zinc ion binding. Lineage: Eukaryota; Viridiplantae; Streptophyta; Magnoliopsida; Brassicales; Brassicaceae. Bases 1 to 1422 code for a protein of 473 amino acids. The transcript has a single exon. The record is from RefSeq and is a predicted model, not a curated record.
AUGGCGACGGUGAAUACACCACCGACUCUACAAGACGUUGUUUCCGGUGACCUUAACUAUGACAUCUGGGCUCCAAUCGUUAAAGCAACACUAGUGGAGAGAGGGCUUUGGGACGUCGUCGAGAACGGAAUCCCGCCGGAUCCGUCGUCUACUUUUCAAGCCGGAGAUCUUUCCGAAUGGAGAGAUUCCGUGAUGAAAGACACGAAAGCGCGUCAGAUACUGCAAAUUUCUCUCCCGGAUUCGGUUUUCAGGAAGACACUCGAGGCCCCCGCUUCGGCCAAAGAUCUCUGGGAUUUGCUAAAAGAAAGCAACGAACAAGCCAAGCUAGAACCGGAACUCGAACGACUUAGAAUGGAGAAAAGAGAAAGUGUCUCGUCUUCCUACGUAGAUAGACUUGUGGAGAUGGCUGUUGAUGAUCCCUGUUUUGCAGGUGGAGAAUCCGAAUCUCAGUUAACCGCCACGCUACUUUUGCUGUCAGAUUCAUAUGACGGCUCAGUCUCGAUGAUGGAGAACCUCAUGGGUCUGCAGAAUCCGACUUUCAACAGUCUACGUGAGCUUCUUGAUAUGUUUGAAUCAGCACCAGUGGAGACCUUUUAUGAAACUUUGAAGGUUGCUGGAUCUUUAUCCAAUUAUAGAGCGAUCACAAAACUGUUAACCUCGCUGUCAGAUUCAUACGAUGGAACAGCUCCGGUGAUGGAGAAUCUGAGUUUUAACCGUGUUCGUAAGUGCCUUGGUGCAUUUGAAUCGGCACCAGUGGAGGCCGUCUGUAGAUCGCUGAAAAUGUUGGAGGUUGGAUCAUCAUCAUCACCAUCGGAAUCGAAACAAGAUUGUUCUCCGGUUACUAGGGAAGAUGAUUCAACGAAAUCGAGGCGUAAAAGAGGGGAAUGCUUUCAGUGUGGAGGAAGAGGGCAUAUUGCUAGAGACUGCAACAAAACCAGAAAGGAUCAGCAAAGACAAGCUGAGAAACAAAACCAAAGCAGGGAUGAAGUUUUACCUGAAUAUCAAAUGUUUGCAUUCGAUAUUGGUCAUAAGACGUAUGAUAAGGAUAUGUGGAUGGUAUACUCCACAACCUCGAAUCACAUGAGUCCAUAUGAGAAGUAUUUCACGACUUUAGACAGAACACACAAGGCUCGAAUCAAGUUCAUCACCGGAGAUACUAUCAUGUCCGAAGGAAUCGGGGAUGUGGUGAUCAUGACUGGUAAAGGGAAGAAGACGACGAUCAAGAAUGUGCUUUAUGUUCCUGUGAUCGACAGAAACGUUUUGAGUGUUGGCCAGUUGACACAACAAGGCUAUGGAGUUGUAAUGAGCGUAGGAAAAUGCACCAUAAAGGAUCAGAAUGGGAGAUUGUUCGGUCAUGGCAUUUGGGAAGAGAGAGGCUAUUUUCUGCGGUUACAGGUGCUUGAAGCUAAUCUCACCUCUUAG